Messenger RNA from Vicia villosa (hairy vetch), 2588 nucleotides. Its product is annotated as indole-3-acetaldehyde oxidase-like. Gene Ontology annotation, molecular function: FAD binding; iron ion binding; oxidoreductase activity. The record is from RefSeq and is a predicted model, not a curated record. NCBI's taxonomy places the organism in Eukaryota, Viridiplantae, Streptophyta, Magnoliopsida, Fabales, Fabaceae. The transcript is spliced from 2 exons. Bases 75 to 1763 code for a protein of 562 amino acids.
CGCUACAUAAGCGAAUAUAAAUAGUAUGCAGAUACGUUGGAACUUGUAUUUUUCUGAAAAUCAGUCACUGAAGUAUGGAUGUGAAGAAAAGUGAGAAACAAACAAGUUUGGUUUUCGUUAUCAAUGGCGAAAAGUUUGAGCUAUCCAGCGUUGAUUCAUCAACUACUUUGCUUGAGUUCUUGCGCACUCAAACUCAUUUCAAGAGUGUCAAACUCGGUUGCGGUGAAGGUGGUUGUGGUGCUUGUGUAGUUUUAAUCUCCAAAUAUGAUCCUUUACUCGAUAGAGUCGAUGAUUUUACCGCGAGCUCUUGUCUCACGCUACUUUGUAGCAUACAUGGAUGUUCAAUUACAACAAGUGAAGGCAUUGGUAAUAGCAAACAAGGAUUCCAUCCAAUUCAUCAAAGAUUUGCUGGUUUCCAUGCUUCUCAAUGCGGCUUCUGUACUCCUGGAAUGUGUGUUUCACUCUUCGGCGCUCUUGUCAAUGCUGAUAAGAACGAUUCUCCAGAGCCAGCAACUGGUUUUUCCAAAAUCAAUGUUUCUGAUGCUGAGAAGUCUAUUGCAGGUAACCUUUGUCGAUGCACUGGUUACCGACCGAUCGCUGAUGUCUGCAAAAGCUUCGCAGCUGAUGUUGAUAUGGAGGAUUUAGGGUUGAACUCUUUCUGGAGAAAGGGAGAGAGCAAGGACUUGAAGCUUAGUAGGUUGCCUCAAUAUGACAAUCAUCACAAGAACAUCAAAUUUCCUUUGUUUCUGAAGGAUAUUAAACAUGAUUUGUUGUUGGCUUCUAAGGAAAACAGUUGGCACAAACCUACUAGUUUAGAGGAGCUUCAGAACUUAUUGAAAUUAAACCAUGCCAAUGGAACCAGGAUAAAAGUUGUUGCUAAUAAUACUGGUAUGGGAUAUUACAAAGAUAAAGAACGAUAUGAUAAGUAUAUUGAUCUAAAGGGCAUUUCUGAGCUCUCAAAGAUCAGAAAGGAUCAAUCAGGGAUUGAAAUUGGAGCAGCAGUGACCAUAUCUAAAGCUAUUGAAGUACUAAAGCAGCAAAGCAAGAGCGACUUUAUCUCAGACUUUGUAAUGAUACUUGAAAAGAUUGCUGACCAUUUUGGAAAAGUUGCUUCGGGGUUUAUUAGAAACACGGCCAGUGUAGGUGGAAAUUUAGUUAUGGCACAAAAGAACAAUUUUCCCUCAGAUAUUGCUACUAUACUUCUUGCUGUGGAUUCGAUGGUUCAUAUAAUGAGUGGCACACAGUUUGAAUGGCUAACAUUGGAGGAAUUUUUGGAAAGACCGCCAUUAAGUUUGGAAAAUGUACUUUUAAGCAUUAAAAUUCCAAGUUUGGAAACUAUUAGAAGUACAUCUUCAGAACAAAGAAAUAGAUUCUACUUUGAAACUUACCGAGCUUCUCCUAGACCGCUUGGAAACGCCCUUCCAUACUUAAAUGCCGCUUUCCUUGUUGAGGUGUCUCCUAGCAAGGAUUCUGGUGGAUCCAUGAUAGACACUUGUAGGCUGUCUUUUGGUGCUUAUGGGAAUGAGCACGCAAUCAGAGCAAAAAAUGUUGAGGAAUUUUUGACAGGAAAGAUGUUAAGUUUCAGCAUUCUGUAUGAAGCCAUCAACUUGCUUACAUCCACUAUUGUGCCUAAAGAUGAAAACUCGAAAACUUCAUACCGUUCAAGUUUGGCAGCUAGUUUUGUUUUUCAGUUCUUUAACCCUCUAAUUGAAAUUUCUGCGGGAGCAACCAACUUCUCAAAUGGAUAUAUCAGAGAGAUUUGAGCAGCGUUUCAGCGUAAGUUUUGUAGAGAAUCGUUCUUGUCUUCAAUCUUCCAAGUCUUCCUUUUAUAGCGAAAAAGAAGUCGGUUGGAUGGUAGAAUAUGAAUACUUAAGUCCAGUUGUAUUGUCCACAACGGUCAGUGAGGGAGUCGUAGACAACAUAUUACCAUAGUACUGUCCUUACGCCACCAUAUCAGGGAAGUGGGAAUAUUUUUACCUCGUACUGUUUCCUCACGUAAAUCAAUAUUGAUCUUUUCUUCUAAUAUACAGAGGUUUCUGAUAGUUGUUGAUGAAGCAUGCUUAGAAUGAUCAAAAAUUAAAUCUUUAGAACCUAAGUCAUCAAAGUCUUCAGAACUUGUUCAUCCAGAACCUUGUCUUUAGAGUCUUCAGCACUUCGUCUUCAAAAUCUCAUUUGGUCUUGAGAAUCUUCAAAACUUGUUCUUCCAGAACCUUGUCUUCAGAAUCUUCAAAACUUGUUCUUCAAGAACCUUGUCUUCAGAAUCUUUAGAACUUGGACAACAUAAUCGCAGAGUUAAAGAAGUCUUCAGAAGCUCUUCCACAAGAGUCACGAUCAGAAGCUCUAUCACCAACGUUCAUCAGAACCGUUAUUAUAGAAGCAUUCUGGAACUUGACUGGGUCUUUGUAAACACCACUGGUUUCUUCCAGAGUCAGAGUGUGUUGAGUUCAGAACCUGAUGACGUCGCACGCCUUAUCUUCAGAGUCAAAAUUUAUUAGCAAAAGCUACACAUCAGACAGAAACCGUUAAGAGUACUAAAUUGAUAUAAGAUAUCAUGUAAUAUUAUCAUCAAAACUUAAGGUCAGAUUCAG